Mytilus trossulus (common blue mussel) is the source of this 2028-nucleotide messenger RNA. RefSeq lists its product as uncharacterized. The coding region runs from base 1 to 2028 and encodes 675 amino acids. The transcript has 6 exons. The record is from RefSeq and is a predicted model, not a curated record. Lineage: Eukaryota; Metazoa; Mollusca; Bivalvia; Mytilida; Mytilidae.
AUGGAAUUUCUAGCUCUCUCAGUGGUGCUCUUAAUGGGAACUUGGGCGGAGUCAGCGGAAGUGGAUUUGGGGCCAAUGGACGGAAACGUGGGUGGAGGAAUCGGGGGUGGAAUUGGAGGUAGUGGAAUAUCUAAUUCUAUUGCUGGUUCUGUAAGUGCAAAUUUGGGAGGCAAUCUAGGAGGUGGUCUCGGUGGAAGUGGACUAUCUAGUUCUCUCAACGCUGGUUUGAGUGGAAACUUGGGAGGUAGUCUAGGAAGCGGAAUUGGCGGCAGUGGCAUUUCAGGUUCUCUGACUGGUGCACUUAGUGGAAAUUUGGGAGGUGAAAUUAGUGGUGUUGGAGCCGGCAGAUCUAUCUCCAUCAGCAUAAAUGCAUACCUUAGAUUGAUUUCUUAUAUCUCUGCUCUUCAACAAGCUGUUUAUAGUGCCAAUACCUUAGCAGCAGGAUUAAGCGGUGGAAUUAGUAGCGGAAUCAGUGGAGUAGUUGGUGGUGGAGUAGGAGGUGGAGUAGGAGGAGGAUUCACUGGUGGAUUAGGAGGUGGAGUAGGAGGUGGAUUAACUGGUAGUGCUGGUUCUAAUUUUGCUGGACAAUUUGACGGUGGAUUCACUGGUGGUGCUGGGUCUAAUUUUGUUGGACAAUUUGACGGUGGAUUUGCUGGUUCUGUUGGUAGAAAUGGAUUCGUCUCCAGAGAUGCUAGCAGCAGAUUUGUUGGUUCUGAUGGUAGAACUGGAUUUGUAACCGGCGGUGCUAGUAGUCAAUUUGCUGGACAAGUUGGCAGUGGAUUCAUUUCACAACAACAAAGUAGAAGUAUUGGAAUUGGUGGUGCAGGAGGUUUGAAUGGAGGAAUUUCCGGUGGAUUAAGUGGUGGAGUUUCUGGGGGAGUAAGCAGAAGUAUAGGAGGGGCUGCAGGAGGACAAAGUAGUGCAAGCCUUUCAGGUAAUAUCCAAGGAAGUAUAAGAAGUGGAUUCGGCGGCAGUGCUGUAGGAAAAGUAAGUGGUUCAAUUAGCGGAGCAAUUGAUGGAUCUAUUGGUGGAAAUUUAGGAAACAGCUUCGGAAGUGGAAUUGGAAGCAACGGAAUUUCUAGUUCUCUAAGUGGUGCUCUAAGUGGAAACUUGGGUGGAGUUAGUGGGAGUGGAAUAUCUAAUUCUAUCAACGCUGCUUUAAGUGGUAAUUUGGGAGGAAGUCUAGGAGGUGGAUUUGGCGGUAACGGACUCUCUAGUUCUUCUCUCAAUGCUGCCCUGAGUGGAAACUUGGGUGGUUCUAUCGGCAGUGGUUUUGGCGCAAGUGGAGUAUCUAAUUCUCUCAACGCUGCUUUAAGUGGAAAUUUAGGAGGUAGUCUAGGAGGUGGUCUCGGCGGUAGUGGACUAUCUAGCUCUCUCAACGCUGCUUUGAGUGGAAAUUUGGGAGGUAGUCUAGGAAGCGGAAUUGGCAGCAGUGGCAUUUCAGGUUCUCUGGCUAGUGCUCUUAGCGGAAAUUUGGGAGGUGGAAUUAGUGGUGUUGGUGCCGGCAGAUCUAUCUCCAUCAGCAUUAGUGCAUACCUUAGAUUGAUUUCCUACAUCUCUGCUCUUCAACAAACCAUCUCUGCCAAUACCUUAGCAGCAAGUUUGAGCGGUGGAAUCAGUGGUGGAAUCAGUGGAGGAAUUGGUGGUGGAGUAGGAGGUGAAUUCACUGGUGGUGCUGGAUCUAACUUUGCCGGACAAUUUGACGGUGGAUUUGCUGGUUCUGUUGGCAGAUCUGGAUUCGGAACUGGAGUUGGAAGCAGCGGAUUUGCUGGACAAUUCGGAAGUGGAUUUAGUGCACAAAGUGGAAAUAUCGGAGGAAUUGGAGGAGCAGGCGGUUUGAGCGGAGGACUUUCCGGGGGAUUAAGUGGUGGAUUUUCUGGUGGUCUCGGAGGCGGUAUUGGGGGAGGUGCUGGAGGAAUCAGUAGUGCAAGCCUUCAAGUUUUAUAUUUACAUCAAGGUGCUCUUCAAGGAAGUCUAAGCAGUGGAAUUGGCGGCAGCGCUGGAGGAAAAGGAGCAGCAUAUUAUUAA